ACCUACCUGUCUUGGGAUUUACCUUGGGUAGGGGAGAGGUGGAGGCGUGCCCCGAGAUUGGCGGAGGCAGGGUCUGGGAGGGAGUGGAGGCGCAGAUUAAGGGUGACGGUAGAUGGUUUGGACUCUGAGGACCGGAGGCAGAUUCUGAGGUUUGGACGCUAGAAGAGGCGGGAUAGUCCAGUGGAGGGAACUUGAAGCUGAGAAUGGGGCGUUUGGAGAAGCGAGAGAAACCCGCGAAGGAACUUUUGGGGCAGGGAAUCUGAAGAUUAAAACAAUUUGAGUCUUCCCGACGGCCUGAAUUCGGGGCUCCAUAGUGUUGCGGAUUCCGUACAUUUGGAGACACCAAGAGAAGCAGAGUCGAGGAAUCUUUGACUCCAAGACGCCGCGGUAGAGAGGGGCUGCGGGGAGAGUUCAGUGUUCGGGUCUUGGAGGCAGACAGGGAGUUUGGAAGUGAAGUCCAUGGCAUUUAAAAGUAAGAAAAAUAGUUUGGAGGGUCCUAAUUAAAGAUACCUUGUCUCCCCAUCGGGGAAAGAUGAGAGAACGUUGUUCGGGCUUGAGUGAUAUGUUAGGUCUUAGGUCUGUGGACCCGAGGGCAACUUGGGGAAGAAUCUCAGAUUUUCAGGGCUCUUACGGAACCGGGAGAAAGCAGAUUUAGGGCUGGAGUAAGGUGGGGGAGGGGUGUUCCGGGUGUGGAGCUCAGACCCGCGGCCCGGGAGGCAACAGAGGGCGGGGCUCGGCAGGGGCCCGGCUGCUGAACGUCCGUGUUCCCUGCCCCCACCAUCUAGGCCCCCUGUGCGCAUGCUCUAAGAGAGGGCGGGGGAGUUCUGUGCGUUUAGAGAGCGGGCCCCUCUGGGAAUUGUAGUGCUUGCACGAAGCAGGUGCAUGUAGUUUGCGGCUGUAGGUCCACAUUUCCCAGAAGCCCCAGGGCCAAAUUAGGGCGUUCCCGGGUGCUAAAUGCAGAGGCCCAGAGAAGGGCGGGGCCUGUGAGACUCUGACAAAUGGUUGGGUCAGGCGGGGCUUGGCGUUAGUUGAGUUCUAGCAAGUUUUCCUGUGGGGCACCCUUUGAGGGAAGCUGAAGGCUUGGAUGGAAGGAAUGAGGAAGGCCCCUUUCAUGCUUUUGGGAGCUAUCCCAGUUAAAGAAGAGAGCAUGGACAGAAAUACCCUUUCUGUAAAAGAAAGAAAAGAAGGUCCUCGUAAAGAAGCGACUCAACGCUCUUAACAGGGCGCCAGUGGCACCAAUAUGUUAGGCACUCAAUAAAUAAAACUACUGAAUGAAUGAAUAAAAGGCAAUUAACUUGUUCAUUAAGCACUUGCUGUGUGCUGUGCCCUGUGGAUGUUAAACGCGGCAUCUCCUUGGCGAUGCUGUGCGAAGUAUUUUUACAGUCCCCAUUUUACAGAUGAGGAAACAGGCCCAGAUAGGUGAUGUCAUGUCACUGGUCAAGACCACACAGCUGAGCAGUGCCCAAAGCUGAAUUCAAACCCAGGAUCCCUGCUUCUGGCCCAGGGCAUCAUGGUGGGAGGGUUGAAGAGGAAACACUCUGAUUUGGAAGAGGAGGAGGAGGAAGAUGGGAAGUGGGACUGGAGUCCAGCAGGCCUUCGGAACUGCCAGCAAGCCCUGCUCCGAAUCUCCCUAGACAAAGUCCAGCAGCGCAGCCUGGGUCCCCGAGCACCUAGCCUCCGUCGACACGUCCUUAUCCACAACACCCUGCAGCAACUCCAGGCCUCCAUACACCUGGCUCCAGCACCUGUCCUGCCUCCUGAACCCCUCUUCUUGGGCGAGGAGGAUUUCUCCCUUUCUGCCACCAUUGGCUCCAUCCUCAGGGAGCUGGAGACCUCCAUGGAUGAGACAGAGCCACCUCAGAAUCCAGUGGCUCCCCCAGGUCUCCAGAAUGAAGUGCUGCCCCAGCCUGAUCCAGUCUUCUUAGAAGCUCUGAGUUCCCGGUACCUGGGGGACUCCAGCCUGGAUGACUUCUUUCUGGACAUUGACACUUCUGCUGUGGAAAAGGAACCUGCACUGGGCCCCCCAGAGCCUCCACAUAGCCUUUUCUGUGCCCCAGGGUCCUGGGAGUGGAAUGAACUCGAUCACAUCAUGGAAAUCAUUCUGGGGUCCUGAAACUGAUGGAGGGGCCCUUCCUCACAUCAGCCGUGAUGGGCUAGAUCCUAGAUGAAGCUUUCAAGAGUGUGUGUGAGAGAGAGAGUGUGUGUGUGUUGGUGGGGCCUCUAGUGACUGGCCUCCUUUCCUCCCAUUUCAGGGUUCCACAAACUGUCUUGCAUGUGUGUGUCUGGUUACCCCAGCCUUCUGUGAAGGUGGAUCUUCCUGAUAUAAUUUAUCUGUUCCAAAUGCCUUAAAGGGGCUCCUUUUCUGGGAGUCUGAGUUCUCACAUGUUUCUUCUGCCUUUUCCUUCCAGUUCCCACUCCCCUUGUGACCACUGAGGCCUCAGGGAAGAUUGAAGCUGGGCCUGUCAGAGGUUGACAGGGGUGUGCUUCCAGGUUGCUCUGGAAACCCAGGCUCCUGUCUCUUGAGGGAAUGAUAGGGGCUGGUCUCCUCCCCACAGGGUGAACCCCACUUCCUCAGCAGGACCUCAGUCCCAGCAGCCUCCUGAUUCAUAACCAGGCCGGACCAUGUGCAAUAGGGUGGAAACCAAACUGCUCCAUGCCGCAUUAUUUAAAAGAAAGGCAGGGUUUUUGGUGGCUUUUGUUUGUAAAUUUUUUUUAAAUAAAAGUAUUUUGGAAGGAG
This is a messenger RNA of Heterocephalus glaber (naked mole-rat), 2737 nucleotides long. The record is from RefSeq and is a predicted model, not a curated record. Lineage: Eukaryota; Metazoa; Chordata; Mammalia; Rodentia; Bathyergidae.